Molecule: messenger RNA, 905 nt
Organism: Pyrus x bretschneideri (Chinese white pear)
Lineage: Eukaryota; Viridiplantae; Streptophyta; Magnoliopsida; Rosales; Rosaceae
Product: protein TIC 20-v, chloroplastic
Exons: 1
Coding region: 16-759 (247 amino acids)
Source: RefSeq, a predicted model, not a curated record
AUAUUCUUUUGGGUCAUGACCCAAUCUCUCACGCAUCUUUCUCUUCUCCUCUUUCCAUUCCACCCAAAAACCCAAACCUUUCAUUUCAUUUCCUCCAAAGAGAUGGCUAUGUCCGGCCUUCUCUCACCCACCACCCCUCUCACCGUCACCCUUCCUCACUCCAAACCCCUCCUCCGCCUCCACUCCCCCUUCCUCUUCUCUCUAAACCACCACCACUCCAUCCUCACUAAACGCACCAACAAAAUCAAACCCAGAAGACCACUCACCACAACCCAAUCCAAAGGCACCGACGACUCCGUCGACGCCCCCGACCGCCUCAUCUCCGCCGUCUGCUACUUCUACCCCUUCUUCGACGGCAUCCAGUACGGAAAAUACGUGAUUACCCAGUUCACCGCCGUCCAAACCCUUAUCCAGCCGUUGAUUCCAGCCAUAAGGGUCUUCAAGAGCUUCCCCUUCAAUGGGUUUUUGGUAUUUUUAACCCUUUACUUUGGGGUGGUUAGAAACUCAAAUUUUAGCAGAUAUGUGAGGUUCAAUACUAUGCAAGUGAUUGUGCUUGAUGUGCUGUUGAUUUUUCCGGAUUUGUUGGAGAGGAGCUUUAACCCGAAAGACGGGUUGGGAUUGGAUGUGCUGAUGAGCAUGGAUAGUACUGUGUUUCUCUUCCUUUUGGUGUGUUUGGUUUAUGGGUCUGCUUCUUGCGUUUUGGGUCAGGUGCCCAGAUUGCCCAUUGUAGCUGAAGCUGCUGAGAGGCAAGUGCCAUAGAGCUAUUUUUUUUUUUUUUUUUGGUAGCUACUUGAUUAUGUUUUAGCCAAAACAAGAAAGAAGUUCAUGUAGUAAUCAUUUGUUGUUGUAAUUGGCUUUAUAUUUAUAUGUGUUGAAUUAUAUUUUAAUGAGGGUGUUUACUUUUU